AUGGUAUGGUACUUGGAAGUGCUAAGAAAAGCUUUAUUCAAAAGAAAUAGUUUGAAAUUCUAUACUGUAGAAAAUGAGUGGAUUAUUAAUGAAACAGAUCUAGUAUGGUUAAAAGAGGUUUUUAUUCCUCAAACCGCCUUUUCUAAUUCAAAAAAGGCUAGAUUGCUUGUUUUAGACGGGUAUGGAAGCUACGAAAUCACUCAAUUUAUACUUAAGUGCUUCAAGAACAAUAUAUACCUUUUGUUUCUUCUUCCAUAUAUAUCAUAUGUAUUACAACCUUUUGAUUUAUUGAUAUUCUUUUUUCUAAAACAUAAAUACUGGUAUAAACUUAAUAAAUUAGGUUCACUAUUUGAUUCUAUAUUUAUAGGCAAGAGGAAUUUUCUUGUAUACUAUCAGAAAGCAAAAUUAAAGAGUUUAACUCUGAAUAAUAUCAUUUUAGGAUGGAGAGCUUCAGAUUUAUGGCCUUAA
This is a messenger RNA of Botrytis porri, 468 nucleotides long. RefSeq lists its product as uncharacterized. Gene Ontology annotation, molecular function: nucleic acid binding. The record is from RefSeq and is a predicted model, not a curated record. The transcript has 2 exons. The coding region runs from base 1 to 468 and encodes 155 amino acids. NCBI's taxonomy places the organism in Eukaryota, Fungi, Ascomycota, Leotiomycetes, Helotiales, Sclerotiniaceae.